AGAUUGCGUAUGGAAGCCAUAUCAUGCUGCAGCAGUCCUCAGAAUCAGUUAAUCUUAUGCUGGGACAAGACAAACUAGCAGGUGAUAGCAAGGACACAUCCCGCCGUGCAAGUGAGAAAGAAUCUUUGUAUAGUUGCUGGUUACAUAGUCAUACUGAUGUCUACCCAGUGGCCUAUGAUGAUGGACGCAACAGUAGUCAACAGCAGCAGGUCACCUGCUAUCCCUUCAAGGACAUGAAUAACUGGUGGAUUGUGAGGAAACCGGGAAGUACUUCGUUGUCUUUGGAUACACCGCCGCAGAUAGUGAGAGAUGGCGACAGCAUUGAGCUGGUACACGGGACCACAAAGCGUUUGCUAAACAGCCAUAACGUGGCCGCUCCGAUCUGCAAGACAGCUCAGGAAGUCAGUGGAUUUAUCAACAAUACUUUUCCAGGUUUCCAAAAAUGGAGAGUGGAUAUCAUUGGCGAAGAUGCUGGGACCACAUGGAGAGCGAGCAAACAUGAAGUCCGAAUUGUCCAUGAGGAGACAGGUUCAUUCUUAUCCCUCUCCACGGAACGGCUACCGGAGUGGGGAUUCCACCAAAUGGAGGUUGUAGCAGCUCUGAAACACAAUGUCAAAACAGAUGCUGGAGUCCUGUGGAAAGCUACCGAGCACCAGUAUGCAGUCGCAAAUGCUGCUGAUCCGCAUGCCCUCAGUCAAGCAGACGUCCAGAAGAGUCUAAUACGCAAUGCAUCUCAAGUUGUCAACAUCAAUCUGCUUACCAAACUCUGGCACUAUCAGCUAGCAGUGAUGAGUGCUAACAAACGACUAUCUGAUGAACACGAGUACAGUACAAGUGCCCUAGACUGGCCUCUACUCUACAAAGGUGUGCCAUACUGGUUACAUCCUACCACCAAUACCCAAGUGUAUCUGAUAGGCAACCCAGUUCUGUGGUACUCUGGCACCGCGUCACUGCUGCUUUUCAUGGCAUUGUAUCUUCUGAUGAUAGUAUUGGAGAGCAGACAAUCGGACAUCCGCUGCCGAGAUCAAUGGUCUGAGCUCAACUUGACAGCAGUGGUACUGUGUGCAGGCUGGUUUCUGCACUACUUCCCGUAUACCUGCCACCAUGGUGUUUUGUUCCUACAUCAAUACUUAGCUGCCCUCAUCUAUAAGCUCAUGUUGCUAGCUGCCACGUUCAGCCACGUCCACCACUACUUUGCCAGGUCGAACAUAUCGCGGUUACUGAUGGCGGCAUUCCUCCUGGCCCUGUUGACAAGUGCUCUGUCUACUCGACAACAGCUUUCACCCCUGUCCUACGGCAAUACGGCAUUAAGCAAUGGGCAAAUUACACGCCUUCAAUGGAGAGAGUCCUGGGAAGUGCUCAUGCAUACUCCACUGCCAGAAGGGGUUGAGCGGCAGAUACAGAUGCAGAAGCAGCAACAGCAAAAUCGUUUGCAAAACCAGCGGCAAGAACAGCAGCAACACCAGCAGCAGCAGCAACAGCAGCAGCAACAACACCAGCAGGACCAGCCAUAACAGCAGUUCAGCAGCAGCAGCAGCAGCAACAGGCUGCUGACUGAAACUAGCCUGCUGGUAUGAACAGGUAUAGCACGGAAUUCAAGUACUUCAAGAGUCGAAGUAUUCUCAAGCAAUUGAAAAGCUUCGUAAUGCUGCUACACCCCAAGCACUGAGUAGAGGCAUGGGUUGGUAACAACUACCGUUCUCAGCAUGAGAUAAGGUGAUCUCGCAGUGGACAGGGUGUUGAUACUAUCACACUAGCACUAGCACUAGCACUGGCACUGGCUUCUUGGUCAGGGCAUAGGCAUAUUGUAUUGGAGAGGAUAAUAAAUUAUCAAACGGACCUCUCUUGUAGCCAUGCGCUGGCCGGAGUCUUUUAGUUCGACUCUCGCUCAGUGCAAGCAUCUGAAGAUAUGUUAGGGAUGGUUCCGGAAAUAAUCAAUAUACACAUCCGUAAUAUUUAUUGGCAGGCAUGCAGCCAAAAUGCCAAACCUUGAGCACUUGCAUGGCCCGUACUUGCCUUGCAGCAAAUCUUUUGCAUGGCGAAAGCUUAUCAACCAUGUCUGCUGCUUUUACAGUCGGAGACAAAGCGCUUUCAUUUCUGACAUUUUUGUAAUUUUUUAAAUUAUAUCAAUUUCCCCUCACUUGAUCUCUGCCCUAUCCAGCUAUCAGCGGUGCUUCUAGCCAUUGUUUUUCUAUUAAAGGCAAAAGCCUGAAAAAUAUGUUUGGGACUUGUGAAGCUCUCAAAUAGUCACGUUUGCAAAAACUCUCUUUGCAUUGUUUUGCCAGCGUAGCCUAUUGA
This is a messenger RNA of Sycon ciliatum, 2298 nucleotides long. RefSeq names its product protein O-mannosyl-transferase 1-like. NCBI's taxonomy places the organism in Eukaryota, Metazoa, Porifera, Calcarea, Leucosolenida, Sycettidae. Gene Ontology annotation, molecular function: dolichyl-phosphate-mannose-protein mannosyltransferase activity. Gene Ontology annotation, biological process: protein O-linked glycosylation via mannose. The record is from RefSeq and is a predicted model, not a curated record. Gene Ontology annotation, cellular component: endoplasmic reticulum.